GACACAUGCGACACCGCUUUGGCGCCGCGCUGGGAGUCGAGAGCUGGGAGACACUGGUCCUACGCGAUGCCGUGGGGGAGCGAGCUCUCCGAAAGCCGGUUCUCGAAGUAUAAGAUUCUGGAGCUUGCUCACGAUGGAUUCCUCAGACUCUUGGUUCUCCAGGCACUCAAUUGGCUCAGUUCUCCCAUCCACUGCUUUUGGCCCAAUUCUUGUCCCAGUCCCGAAACUGCGGUCGUAGCCGAACCAACAUCAAGCUCGCAACCAAACUCAACUUUAUUAUUCUCUUCGCCGCUUUUUUCUCUCUCUCUAAUCCUCCUCCUCACAACUCACCAUGGCUUCCCCCAAGCUCAAGGUUGCCUGCGCCGGCCUCGGCCGCAUGGGUGCUCGCCAUGCCCUCAACUUCCACAACCGAACGCCUCGCGCUGAGCUCGUCGCUGCCUUCACUCCUGUGCAGAAGGAGGUCGAGUGGGCUCGCGUUCACCUUGAGGGUGUCACCGUCUACAUGGACUACGACGAGAUGCUGAAGCACCCCGGCCUCCAGGCCGUCGUUGUUGCCACUGUCACCACUGCCCACGCCGAGGAGGCCAUCAAGGCCAUUGAGGCUGACAAGCACGUUCUGUGCGAGAAGCCUCUGAGCACCAGCGUCGAGAUUUCGCAAUCUGUCGUCGACGCCGCCGUCAAGAAGCCCCAUCUCAAAGUCAUGUGCGGCUUCUCCCGCCGCUUCGAUGCCUCGUACCGAGACGCCUUCGCCCGGAUGGAUAAUGGCCUCAUCGGCCGCCCCUCGGUCUUCCGCUCUCAGACUUGCGACAGGCUGGACCCCUCUGGCUUCUUCGUCGCCUACGCCGAGUUCAGCGGUGGCAUCUUCGUCGACUGCAACAUCCACGAUAUCGAUCUUGCCCUCUGGUACUUCGGCCAGGACUCCAUUGUCAAGAGUGUCGUCGCGACCGGUAUUACCGCCGUGCAGCCUGAGCUGCGCAAGCACAAGGAUGUUGACAACGGUGUCGGAAUUGUCGAAUUCUGGGGUGGCAAGGUCGCCUACUUCUACUCGUCCCGUAUGAUGGCCUCUGGCCAGCACGACAUGACUGAGAUCAUCGGUACCGAGGGCAAGCUGUCCAUCAACGCCAACCCCACCGGCACCCUCGUCGAGAUGCACGAGUCCACCGGCAUUCGUCGCGAGAUCCCCCACGACUACUACGGCCGCUUCGAGCAUGCCUUCGUCACCGAGGCGAACGAGUUUACUGCUGCCUGCCUCGACAACAACACGCUUCCCUUCAAGCUGACUGGCGCGGUCCAGGCCGUCAAGAUUGGCUGUGCGCUCCAGGAGAGCUUGAACUCGGGCCAAAAGAUCAACUUCGACGAGACGGGUCGCCGCAUUGAGAGCUCGAGACUGUAA
This is a messenger RNA of Ilyonectria robusta, 1393 nucleotides long. RefSeq lists its product as uncharacterized. Gene Ontology annotation, molecular function: oxidoreductase activity; nucleotide binding. The record is from RefSeq and is a predicted model, not a curated record. Bases 332 to 1393 code for a protein of 353 amino acids. The transcript has 2 exons. Gene Ontology annotation, biological process: NADPH regeneration. Lineage: Eukaryota; Fungi; Ascomycota; Sordariomycetes; Hypocreales; Nectriaceae. Gene Ontology annotation, cellular component: cytoplasm.